AAUAAUUCAAUAUACCCACUUAUUUUGCUUUAUAUAGAAGAGCAUUAAAGAAUCUUAAGACAUCGCCUUUCUUCCUUAAAAAAUCUUUAUCCUGUAGUUAAAACUUUUGCAGUAAUUUACCUCUGCUAGUAAAGAAAAGAUGGAGAAGAGGGUUUUUCUUUUUGCAGUUACUUUGGUAUCAGUUCUUCAGAAUCUGCAAUUUCCAGUGGCUAAUGCUCAAACUAAAGGAAGAAUAGUAACAGUUUUGAGUAUUGAUGGAGGUGGCAUUAGAGGAAUUAUUCCUGGCACUUUUCUUGCCUUCCUUGAAGCCAAACUUCAGGAAUUAGAUGGACCUAAUGCAAGAAUUGCAGAUUAUUUUGAUGUAGUAGCAGGAACAAGCACAGGGGGUUUAAUUGCUACUAUGCUCACAGCUCCUGGUGAAGAUAAUCGCCCCUUAUAUGCUGCGAAAAACAUUACCAGCUUCUACUUGGAGCAUGGCCCCAAGAUCUUCCCCGAGAGAAGGUAAAUUAAUUUUGUCGAGAUUUGCUUAAUUUGCUCGAUUAUUAUUGAUU
Messenger RNA from Olea europaea var. sylvestris, 551 nucleotides. Its product is annotated as patatin-like protein 1. Lineage: Eukaryota; Viridiplantae; Streptophyta; Magnoliopsida; Lamiales; Oleaceae. The record is from RefSeq and is a predicted model, not a curated record. Gene Ontology annotation, biological process: lipid metabolic process. Gene Ontology annotation, molecular function: monoacylglycerol lipase activity; glycerophospholipase activity. The transcript has 2 exons. Bases 140 to 505 code for a protein of 121 amino acids.